Messenger RNA from Amphibalanus amphitrite, 1558 nucleotides. RefSeq names its product acetylcholine receptor subunit alpha-L1-like (gene nAChRalpha2). NCBI's taxonomy places the organism in Eukaryota, Metazoa, Arthropoda, Thecostraca, Balanomorpha, Balanidae. Gene Ontology annotation, cellular component: postsynaptic membrane; synapse; neuron projection. Gene Ontology annotation, molecular function: transmembrane signaling receptor activity; acetylcholine-gated monoatomic cation-selective channel activity. The record is from RefSeq and is a predicted model, not a curated record. The transcript has 7 exons. The coding region runs from base 50 to 1552 and encodes 500 amino acids. Gene Ontology annotation, biological process: monoatomic ion transmembrane transport; signal transduction; nervous system process.
UCGAGCUGGCGCGCGGUGACGCCCGGUGACGCUGCUCGGUGACGCCGCGAUGUUCGGUGACGGUGGUGUGACCAGCCCCGGGGGGCUGCUGCGGCUGCUGAUGGUGGCGGCUGCCCUCUCGGUGCCGUCGGUCCGAGCCAACCCGGACGCCAAGAGGCUGUACGACGACCUGCUGUCCGACUACAACCGGCUGAUCCGUCCGGUCUCCAACUCCACGGAACGGGUUACCGUCAAACUGGGCCUGCGGCUCUCGCAGCUCAUGGACCUGAACCUCAAGGAUCAAAUCUUGACAACGAAUGUGUGGGUGGAACACGAGUGGAUGGACUACAAGUUCACAUGGGACCCGGAGGAGUACGGUGGUGUGACCGAGCUUUACGUCCCAGCCGAACACAUAUGGCUGCCAGAUAUCGUCCUGUACAACAACGCCGACGGAGAGUACGUCAUCACGACACUCACCAAGGCGGUGAUACACAGCGGCGGACGGGUUGUCUGGAACCCGCCGGCCAUCUACAAGUCCUACUGCCAGAUCGACGUCCAGUACUUUCCCUUCGACCAGCAGCAGUGCUUCAUGAAGUUCGGCAGCUGGAGCUACGGCGACUCGAUUGACCUGCGUCACAUCAACCAGUCGGCCGAGUCGAACCACGUUCAGCUGGGGAUCGACCUGAAGGAGUACUACCCCAGUGUCGAGUGGGACAUUCUCGAGGUACCCGCCACCAGAAACGAGAAGUUCUACCCGUGCUGCACCGACCCAUUUCCAGAUAUCUAUUUCAACAUGACGCUGCGCAGGAAGACGCUGUUCUACACGGUGAACCUCAUCAUCCCCUGCGUGGGCCUCUCCUACCUCUCCGUCCUGGUGUUCUACUUGCCGGCCGACUCUGGGGAGAAGGUGGCCCUCUGCAUCACAAUCCUCCUCUCCCAGACCAUGUUCUUCCUGCUCAUCUCCGAGAUCAUGCCGUCCACAUCCCUAGCCGUACCACUGCUCGGCAAAUACCUCCUCUUCACGAUGAUACUUGUCAGCAUUUCUGUCAUCUCCACCAUCGUCAUCCUGAACAUCCACUACCGGAAGCCGUCCACGCACCGGAUGGCGCCCUGGGUGCGGCGCUUCUUCAUCCACCGGCUGCCGCCGCUGGUGAUGAUGAAGGUGCCGGACUCGUCGCCGCCAAACUCGGCGUUCGACGAGAAGCCGGCCGGCACCAGCAGGAGCGGCUUCUCCAGCGCCUCCUCCGGCAUGGACGAGGGAGCGCGACUGCGGGCGCUCAACUCGUUCGACGACGACAGGCGGUAUCCGUACGAGAUUGAGCGGGCGAUACAGAACGUGAAGUUUGUACACCAUUGCUGGAAGAUCCAGGAUCAGUAUGAUGAGGAGGACCAGGACUGGGCGUUCAUAGCCACCGUGCUGGACCGGGUGCUGCUGCUGCUCUUCAGCGUCGUCUCGCUGCUCGGAACGUUCGUCAUCUUGUGCGAGUCGCCGUUCCUUUACGACACUACGCCGGCCAUCGACAUUCAGCUCUCGGAGGUCGCGCACCAGAUGGACAUUUUCGGCGAUACGUGAGCGCGU